Molecule: messenger RNA, 4974 nt
Organism: Colletotrichum karsti
Lineage: Eukaryota; Fungi; Ascomycota; Sordariomycetes; Glomerellales; Glomerellaceae
Exons: 1
Coding region: 1-4974 (1657 amino acids)
Source: RefSeq, a predicted model, not a curated record
AUGGCCUCCGUCUCCGUGGACCACGCCGUGAUCCGCACCGGCACGCCGGCCGAGGUUGCCAAAUACCUCCGUGACCUCCGGUUCAGCACCGCGGAUCCGGCUCUCAUCACCUCUGAUCUACACGACGCAGUCGCACGAGGAUCAAUCCCUCAUGCCGUCUUCACAAUCUGGACUCCUCUCCAUCGCAAUGCCGAAUCCACCAUCGCCGGGCUUCGCCAAUCGGAGAGCCUCCUCGAGAGGAAGACUGCCAUCAAGGCCUUCAUCAAGGCUGUGCGGUCGCCCAAUGCGAUGGCCGAAAUGUGGGAUGCCGCUGGCGGCGCUUCUGGAGUCGCCGCAAUCAUGAGCGACCUAAGUGUCAACGAAAUCAGGCUGUUUUGCAAUGGCCUGGCCAAGACCGCCUCGCUGCCUGGCAAGCGAGCCGAAAGGCAUGUCAUGUUGACCGAGCUAGUCGACCUUCUUUGUGCCGACGCCAAUUCUCAUGCGAAGAAUCCAGAUACCAGGCCGCUCGGGGUCUACUACAGGCGUAUUCUACCAGCAUGCACGACUGACAAGGUGGCCAAGCAUGAAGAGACGCGUCCAACAUGGUCGCAACGGCAGCAGUCCAUCCUCUUCCGGACUCAUCCAUCCUUCUACGAAGCCAAGUUCCUCGACUCCAUCUUCUCUCAGGACAGCCACGGUAUCGACUUCAACACGUGGACGCAUCUCAUCAACAACGACUUCAGCUUUGCUAAAAAGCUGCUGUCAAGACUCAACGAGACCAAGGGACCUUUGCCUCUCAAGUCUCAUGACUUCGUACAGUUGGCUGAGGCGAUCGCGAAGCGUCUACGUCGCAGACGCUCAGCGGGCGACGAGAAUCUCCCAUUCGAGAUCCUUGAGCUUCUCGUUGAGGCGUUCAAGAAGAACACCGACGCGGCAGAGUAUCUCAAUACCUCUCUAAACGGUGUGAUCUUCUACGUCGUCAAGUUCUGGGAGCACACUCGCACCACACGGCCAAACGUUCAGCAGCAUCUGGCGGAGCUGAUUGGACUUGCUCCCGUCUCCAACUUCAAGUCUGCAAAGGACCUGGUCACGCUGCUUCGCAUCGUCAACUCUUCAGUCUCCUACCGACUGUUCCGACUCAUUAUCCAGAGCUCCAAGGACUACCGCUUUGAUGUCGAAGACGCUUCGGGCGAAGCUAAUGAUUCCUUGCGAAAGCUCAAGGGUCCUUGGCCCGCAGAUGUCUUCACCAUGUUCUCCGAUGAUGACCCCGACGCGUCGCUUAGGCUCUUCAGAAAACUCAUGGCCGUUUUCCCCGAUGCUCAAUUCCUCCAAGCCUCGACUCUGCAGAGACAAUCAAUUGUGGAAUGCCCUCGAGAACCAGAGACCAAGAAGGGCAACGUGGACAUCCUUGAGGCGCUCCUGGUACGGGCAUCGCCAACCUCGCCAGUUUUAGACUCCGAUUUGAUGGAUCGUAUCAAAUCUAGGGUAGAAAGCUGUAAGGAAAAGGCUGCGAUGUCUCGUGACUGGAUCUUCCGCUUAGGGUGGACGAGGAUUGCGAUCGAUCUCAGCGUUGCAGCUGGGUCUCUUGAGCUAUUUGAAGGGGUCCUUCUAUGGGCAAGGCGCUUCAACAAAGACCGCAACACCGUGGUGCAGCUCUACUCUGCCGACACCUUGCACAGAGUCGAGAUUAUCGACCUGCUCAGUGGCAAUCCUUCCUUUGGUCGUCAGGACGGCCUCAAGUCUGACGUCCGCAGGAAUAUCGAUUUAGGGAGCAAGAUCUUGUUACAGUUACUGGAGACAGCCGCGAUGGCCAUCCGAGAGCCCAGUUUUCAACAAUACGAUUGGAACGACAUUCUCAACUUUCCCUCCAAGGUGGUUGAGAGACGACUUGUGUCUGCGAACGACGUCCAAAGCAAUCUUCGACUGAGCGACGACGAGACCUACGAGAUCUUUUGGAAGCCAACUCUGGAGCUUCUUGUUGAAGCAGAAAAGUAUCUCCUCAAGCCAGGCAUGCAGCGACUCUACCCCCGAGAUAUCAAAGGCCUGUUCCACAACGUCGAUUUCGAUUUCGAGAAGUCUCUUCGUCCGCACUCCGCGAGGUUUCUGGACACUCUUUCUCGGGCCCGGGACGAACUAUGGCGCGAACUCCGCCCUCAGCACUUCCCAGCAGUGCAUGAUCUGGGACCGGCUUGGCCAAGAGGAUUGUCAGUGCAGUAUUUGUGUCCUUCUGAGAUGAAGGACGUAAGUCUCCUGCCUUUUGUUCGGUCAAGAGUUGAAGCCGUUGUCUUUGGCAACCCCGAUGUGCUCCUUGAAGAAUCGCCCAAUGACCAGGAAUUCCGAGCUACAAUUGGUCCUUUCGUUGACGACUACGUCUAUGCUCUCGGCAUCUACACUGGCAGUGCAAGCAAUAAAGAGGAUCGAGACUAUCGCAUUCGGAAGGCGUGGAGACACGCCGUCGACAACCUUACUGGAGAACGGAUGACAAGGACUGAGUCUCUCCGCUUCUGGCACGAGGUCUUUGUGGAUCAGAGUCGUAUUAAGCUGCUGCGAGACAUCCAAGUCGAGUUGCCUCGACCUUCUGGACCUACAAUCCCUUCUGCCGACAACCCAGAUAUACCAAUAGAAUGGAUGCCAGAGCCGUGCUCUGAAGAUGUCGACGCCGAUUCGCGAGACAUUCCUGCCACAGUCCUCGAUCGCAUGAUUACCCACGGACAUCCUUGGGCCAACACCACCGUGUUGGACGUUGAAGUCAGCUGGACCGACUCCGUUUGGAUCUCCCCUGAGCAUCCCACGAGUUUCUGGAGUAUGGAGCGCCUUGGCAAGCCCGUCUCUUGGGGCUCAAAGGAUGGCUUCUUUCUGGCUAUCGUGCUGUACCUCAACACCUUGGAGGGCAGUGAUACCUCGAUAUUGAAGGAAGCCUUUCCCUCAAAGACCGACACGCGCUAUCCGGCACUCUACCUGGAUCAGGAGUUCAUGGAUGCUGUCGACACCGAUUACUUCGGCUAUGGCUUUGCUCGUCAGACCAGCAACAUGAUCGCAUCGGGACCUGCUUUACUCGUAGCCCGAGUCGCGAGAUCUGUUCUGGGAACAGUCGAGAAGAUCGAGAAAUCCGGCUCUCACGACGUGGCGCCUGUAGCUCUAGCCAUGCGACUGAUUCGGCUGCUUGCGGGUAGCGAUCAACCAUCGCUGGCUUUCCCGCUGAUCCGAGAUGUCAUUCUCGAUCGGCCUAACGACAGCGCCUGGCAUCGACAGCUUUUGAACAAGGGUCUGUUCAACAAGCUUCCUCCCAGUGAGACGAAGAAACUCCUGGGCACUAUUGCAGACGGUAUCCAGGAGAAGCUCGACAUGCAGGAUGCCAACAACAAAGCAGAAGCUGAAAAGGACUCGGCCGACUCUGCGGGCUCCCCUUCUCUGGUAAAGGUCUCGACAGUCAAGAUGCUGGCCAAGCUCCUCAGCGAUUCCCCUUUCCUUGACUUCAGAUCUUCUCUUGGAAUUCUCUCCCACCUCUUGGAUAAGGCAAAGCACAUCGACGUCCGGAUUGCAAUCAUUGAGAGUUUGUACGGCACCUUAGGCGCCGAGUCUACUUCUACCGACAUCAAGGACGAAAUUCUUCUCCUGCUCGAGAAGCACGCCGUACCACUUGCAGCAGCCUUCAACGAGCGAGGACCUUCGUGGGCCACUUGGGAGCAAAUAGAAGCUGGCGAAGACUUGCCUCAAGUGAUCAAUCGCAGUAUGGGGGCCGAGACACCAGUCCGUCAGAUGUUUAUGACCUGGGACUCGAGGUUCCCGAAAGACAAACAUCUGCGCCAGAAGCUUGCAGCCAUGACUACUCGAGUCAUCGAGCAAUCUGCCGAAAACAACCGCCGGUGGACGGAGCUUUUCCUGAAGAGAUACGAAUUCUCUUUGAAUCUCGGGGAAGAUCUACCUCGCGUGCCUGUGGAUGCGAGAAUGCUCAUACUGUUUGGUCGAAACCCAGAGUUCUUGACCGGUUCCGUGUUCGAGAUAAUGAGAGACAGCGUCCUGACGCAAAUCUCACCACCACCCGGCAUCGCAUCCAUCACGAAGCAAGUCCGGCGAAGCCCGGGGCUCUCCGACUCAGACGCCGGAAAGCAUUGGCUCUCACUGUACGGCACAAGUGGACAAUCGAUCAACAACUGCGGCAUAGAUCAAGCCUUGCGACAGAUGCACCGCCCCAUUGGUCUGGAAGCGUGCGACUCUUCCGAUCGCGUCACCAUGGAAAUGCUACAGCAUCUCGGCAAUGAGAUCUUCGAAAAGCUGUUGCAGGGAGGAAUGCCUCAAGUCGAGUCCCUCUUCAGAGCCAUGACACCAAAAGAUUACCUGGAGACCGACAGAGAAGUGCUGGCGAGGUGGAAGGCGGCCGCUCUCCCUGUUCUCGAGAACGUCAUCGUUCGUGUUGAGCAGCUGCGCACGCCGCAAUGGCAACGAGAUCCCAGGCGGAAGCCUCAUGUUCUGCCCGACGCGUUCCGACUGAAGGCUACCAUGACUAUCUUCGACUUCCCAGUUGAGAUUGGUCACGAUGAUGUGUUCGUGAAAGAGGUUUUGGGUCUGAUAAGCGUCUUAGCCGAGACCAGGGCUUCUUACCACGCGAACUGGGAAUACGUCAAGCAGAAGGCUUUCUACGUCAAUCAAGAACUCAGAAUUCACCUCAUGCGCCUCGGUAUUCGCUUUGGCUCGCUCGAUGACAUAGACGUCGAAAAUCCUACGCUGGCAGACUACCUUCGUGUUGAUCUGGCGAAAUUCUUGGUGGAAAGGGGUCAUCCGCAGGCUCCUAAGGACAAGACUGAAAUCUCGGACUUAAAGAAGAUGCUGCGCUCAUGGGCUGAGUCUCCGGUCGAGGACUUCAGAAACAGUGCCAGGGAGAUGGUGUUGAAUUUGAAGAGAUCUAGGGAUUGUGCAGGGUUUACACGAGGAGGGUAUCUGAGAGGGGCCAGGACUGGAGCAGAAGAUUCGGACAGUGACGAAGACUCAGAUUAG